Messenger RNA from Alternaria incomplexa, 1506 nucleotides. RefSeq lists its product as uncharacterized. The transcript has 2 exons. The record is from RefSeq and is a predicted model, not a curated record. Lineage: Eukaryota; Fungi; Ascomycota; Dothideomycetes; Pleosporales; Pleosporaceae. Gene Ontology annotation, biological process: transmembrane transport. Gene Ontology annotation, molecular function: transmembrane transporter activity. The coding region runs from base 1 to 1506 and encodes 501 amino acids.
AUGAGCGACGAACCAGUAGAGCUCACCAACCUUGCAGCGUCCAAGAUUGACACCCCACCAGAGGAUGCUACACCACCCGUUCAAUACCCGCGUGGUAUCCGCUUGGCUUUGAUAACUGUCGGCCUCGCCCUCUCCAUCUUUCUCGCUGCUUUGGAUUCAACAAUCAUCGCUACCGCAAUCCCGAGCAUCACCACGCAAUUCCGUAGCAUCAGCAGCCUGGCCUGGUAUGGCUCGUCCUACGCAAUCACCAACACCGCAUUCCAAUCCGCGUGGGGCAAAGCCUAUCAGUACUUCAGCCUCAAAGCCACCUUCAUGUCUGCAAUUGCGGUGUUUGAAAUUGGCAAUGUGAUAUGCGCAACAGCACCAACGAGCGAGGUUUUGAUCUUCGGGAGGAUCGUGUCCGGCAUGGGCGGUGGCGGAGUUAUGACGGGGAGGCAUUAUAAGGUCAAGGUCGGUGUGCUGACACUACACAGGAUCAGUCUACCGAUCGGCUUCGCUGCCGCGCUCACGAUGUUCCUCUGCUUCCAUGACUCAGGAAAGCCCAAGGAUGUACCUCUCCGCGAGAAGCUUCUGAACUUGGAUCUUAACGGCGCCAUCUUGCUAUCCGGUUGCUUCUCUUGCUUCAUCCUAGCUACGCACUGGAUCGGCAUCAUGCCUCCGACCAGUGCUCGUAUCAUUGGCAGCUUUAUCGGUUUUGUAGGCCUUUUCAUCUGCUUCGCGAUCAACGAACGCUAUAUGGGAAGCUGCGCAAUGGUACAAGCUCGCGUGUUCAAGAACAAACUCGUCUUCGCCAAUCUGCUAUAUGCUUCCUUCAUCGCGGGCGCCUUCUUCCCACUCAUGUAUACAUUGCCAAUCCAGUUCCAAUCCGUCAACAACAACACGGCUUCGCAGAGUGGUGUCCGACUUAUUCCACUCGUCAUGGGCGUCUCACUCUUCACCAUGAUAUCUAAUGGAACGCUCACCUUCUGGCGCCAUUACAAGCCCUUUUUCUUAGUGGGCGCAAUUAUGGCAGUAGCUGGAAACGUAAAGAUACACUCCUUGGAUGCUAGCACACCGACCAGGGACUGGGUCGGCUUCGAGCUCUUGACAGCCACGGGAGUAGGCCUCGCUCUUCAGAUCCCGAUGAUUGCGAACCAAGCCCUCGUUUCUGCUGACGACUUGGCCGCUGUAACAUCGAUGUCGCUCUUCAUGGAGAAUACUGGCACCGUCUUUUCUGUCGCAUCGAGUGAAGCGGCGUUCACGAACGGACUGCUUUCAAGCCUCGCCCGCAACCUGCCCGAACUGGACGCGAAGGAGAUAAUGGAUGCUGGCGCGACGCAGAUCCGCGGGCUAUUCUCAGGUCAUGAGCUUGACCAGGUAUUGAAAGGGUAUCUGGAUGGCUGUAAGACCAGUCAUGUCAUACCCGUAGCCUGUGGCGCAAUCUGUGCGGCAAUCAGCUUGUCCAACGCUGUGCCGGCGACCUUUCAAGGGAUAAAGAAGCGGCUUGGGAAAAGCCAUGAUCGAUGA